CGGGCGGCAGGCAGGACCGAGGCGGUGGCCGUCGCUCGGCCGUCAAGGCGCCUCCGUGCGGCACAGCCGCUGCCGCUGCCGGACGGCGCCGCGGAGUAGCAGCGGGACAUGCUUGCGCGCCUCCUUGGGCUGCGCCGCAGCCGCUGUAAGUCUCGCCGGCCGGCGGGAGACAGAGCGCGGCCGAGUAAUGCAAGCGCCGCUCCUGCUACAGAUCCUGCUCGGCGCGCUGCUCAGAUUGGUGUCAGGGAAAGAAGUCAAAUCUGCCCCACGGAGUGCCCCUGAACCACCCAUGUCUCCCUCUGAUUUCCUGGACAAGCUGAUGGGCCGGACGUCGGGGUACGAUGCCCGUAUCAGACCCAAUUUCAAAGGCCCGCCUGUCAAUGUGACAUGCAACAUCUUCAUCAACAGCUUUGGCUCAGUCACAGAAACGACCAUGGAUUACCGCGUCAAUGUCUUCCUGCGGCAACAGUGGAACGACCCACGCCUGGCCUACCGGGAAUACCCCGAUGACUCUCUGGACCUCGACCCCUCUAUGCUUGACUCCAUCUGGAAGCCAGAUUUGUUCUUCGCCAACGAGAAGGGAGCCAACUUCCAUGAGGUCACCACAGACAACAAGCUUCUGCGCAUCUUCAAGAAUGGGAAUGUGCUCUACAGCAUCAGGCUGACACUAAUCCUCUCCUGCCCCAUGGAUCUCAAGAACUUCCCUAUGGACAUCCAGACGUGCACGAUGCAGCUUGAGAGCUUUGGCUACACCAUGAACGAUUUGACCUUUGAGUGGGUGAAGGAGCAGGAAGCUGUCCAAGUGGCUGAUGGCUUGACACUCCCUCAGUUUAUUCUGCGGGACGAGGAGGACCUGGGCUAUUGCACAAAGUCUUAUAAUACAGGGAAGUUCACCUGCAUUGAGGUGAAGUUUCACCUGGAGCGGCAGAUGGGCUACUACCUGAUCCAGAUGUACAUCCCCAGCCUGCUCAUAGUCAUCCUCUCCUGGGUCUCCUUCUGGAUUCACAUGGACGCUGCUCCUGCCCGGGUGGGCCUUGGCAUUACCACGGUGCUGACUAUGACCACCCAAAGUGCGGGCUCUCGGGCGUCUCUGCCAAAGGUCUCCUACGUCAAGGCCAUUGACAUCUGGAUGGCUGUCUGCCUCCUCUUUGUCUUUGCCGCCUUGCUGGAAUAUGCCACAGUCAAUUUCAUCUCGCGCCAGCACAAGGAGUUCAUGCGGCUGCGCCGAAGGCGGUGGCGGCAGCGGAUGAAGGAGGAGGAGGUCCGCGAGAGCCGCUUCUACUUCCGGGGCUAUGGCCUUGGCCACUGUUUGCAGCACACGACGGAUGACGGAGCCAUGGAGAGCCCCAACAGCUGCAGCCCGCCCCCUCCCACCCUGCUCCUGAGGGAGGGAGAGAUGCUCCAGAGGCGCUACCUGGACAGGGCCAAGCGGAUCGACACCAUCUCCCGCGCUGUCUUCCCCUUCACCUUCCUGGUCUUCAAUAUCUGCUACUGGGUGGUCUACAAAGUCCUUCGCUUGGAGGAUGUCCACCAAGCCACACCCUGAAGCCCCAUCAGGACUUGGAGACCAAGCCAAGCCGGCCCCACGGGCUGUGUUCUUGCUGUGUUGGGACUCUGAUCUCUUCCCCAAGGACAGCCCUUUGUGUCUUCCUGGACGUCCACUUUCCCGUGCCAGCUGAGAAACUUGGCAAGCUGUGCGUGGCAUUAGAGCUUGUUCCUCCACUGCCAUCUGAGCGUGGCAUUUAAGGAUGGGAUUCAGGGGGGACGUGUUCCGCAAAGUGCAGCAGCUCCUGUCCCAGGGACGUUGAGGCACCACCAGACUGCUGGAGGCACCAGCAUUUCUGCUCUAGGCCUGUGUCCUUCUUCUUCUACCCCAGCAAAGAGUUGGGAGAUUCAGUGAGACCCGGUUUUCCAGCUGUGUAGCGUAGUGCACCUGUGUUGCCGCUGCCACCCCUCUCUGGCCCCGCAAUACUUAAUCAGCGUGGUCAAACAGAGAGCAUUCUGCCAGUACAGGUAGGACACUUUUCAGCCACCCAGCAUGGACCAUUCAGCCAUCCUGCAUUAGUAGCAUAGAUGUGCAUCCUAUGUGAUCUCACCAGUGUAGGUGGGUCUGUUGGGGCAAAUGGGACACUGCCUCACCCACCUCAGGCAGCCCUCACCUGCCUGCCUUCUUCCUUACAUUCAGUCCCAGGGACGGCCCUGCCUACAAGCGUCCUCUUCCUCCUCACCCUCAGCGUUGCCCUUGUAGAACUCAGCAGGGAGGAGGAGGGGACAAAACUAGGAUUAAGCUGUGGGCACACUAGUCACUUCAAAAGCAGCGAGAAUGGUUUUCCUGGCUGUGUUUUGAUGCCACACUGCCCUCAGCUGACUUCAGGCCUUUCAGGACCACCCACACUAAAAUUGGGCCAAUCACUGUCUCUGCCUGAGCCUACGGCAAAGCAUUUCCAUUGGCCACACCUGGAGGGGCAACAGGUUGAUCCACCAAUCAGUCGUGAAAAGAGCCUGAAGCUGAAUUUUAAAUAAAAUACACUCAAGCUGAUCUGACCAGGUUUUAGAGUAAAAGGGGGCAGGAUUUGACUCAUGUAGUGUGCCCCCAUUUUCAGAAAUGAGAGGUGGAGAUGCACUGGAACCGGCACAACAGAAAAUGUACCCUCAGCGGGCUCGGCCUGUCAUUGACUCCGUCUGCACCUCCCUUCCAGCCUGCCUGCCCCAAUGGGCACCAGCUGCCACUGGAUCUUGCUUCCUGAAAUCUCUCUGACCAUAAGAACAUAAGAACAUAAGAAGAGCCUACUGGAUCAGGCCAGUGGCCCAUCUAGUCCAGCAUCCUGUUCUCACAGUGGCCAACCAGGUGCCUGGGGGAAGCCCGCAAGCA
Molecule: messenger RNA, 2872 nt
Organism: Rhineura floridana
Lineage: Eukaryota; Metazoa; Chordata; Lepidosauria; Squamata; Rhineuridae
Product: glycine receptor subunit alpha-4-like
Exons: 9
Coding region: 188-1546 (452 amino acids)
Biological process (GO): chemical synaptic transmission; regulation of membrane potential; signal transduction
Cellular component (GO): plasma membrane; neuron projection; synapse
Molecular function (GO): chloride channel activity; transmembrane signaling receptor activity; glycine binding
Source: RefSeq, a predicted model, not a curated record